Closterium sp. Naga37s-1 is the source of this 2439-nucleotide messenger RNA. NCBI's taxonomy places the organism in Eukaryota, Viridiplantae, Streptophyta, Zygnematophyceae, Desmidiales, Closteriaceae. The record is from the annotation of a GenBank genome assembly.
AUGCCGGCUUCCACGGCGGCUGCGGCGCUCGCGGCGGUGAGGGCGGCGCGGGAAUCUUCCGGUGGAGACUACGGCGCCAGCGACGGCGAAGGCAACGAGUUCUGCCCGUCUGAGGUGAUUACCAGCGGGAAACGCGGCGGCGCCGGCCGUGGCGGGAGAAUCCGCGCCGUUGAUCUAUUCGCAAGGCAGGCCGCCGAGGAAUCGACGACCACUAAGCACGACACCGCAUCCGCAGGUUUCGCGGACCAAUCGUCGGCCUCUAUUAGUAAAAGUAAGGCUACCACUAAAGCGGCUGCUAGAGGAAGCGUUAGAAACGGCUCCCUUCGAGGGUCGUAUCGCGGUGGUGGUGCAGGCAGGGCUAAGCCCAAGUCUUUAAAGGAGUACGAGGCGCAGCUGCUACUGCUGGCGGAGCGCCUUCGACUGGAUGAUAGUCCCGAGGACGAGCAGGCGGCGGCGGCCGCCGCGGCGCGGCUGCUGCUGGCGGCGGGGAGGAUGGGAGAUCCCGAGGCGAAGCUUCGACUUGCCGCUGCUGUGCUGGCGAGUCCCACUCCUGACGCUGCUUCGAUAGCGGAGACUGUGAAUGGGUCGAUGGGGGAUGAUGAGGAGCGGCAGGAGGUAAAUGAGGACGAGAAGGGGGAAGCGGAGGAAGGAGAUGGGGAAGUGGAGGUUGAAGAGGAGGAGGAAGAGGAGGAGGACGAGGAGAAGGAGAUGGAGGAGCCGGCACCAUCACCCUCAGCAGCAGCAGCAGCAGCAGCAGCUGCACGGCCGCCCAUUCCCCCCAAGCUUGCUCACAGGUUGCCGACCAUCCCCGCUCUUCCCGAUUCAUUCGCUGGUAGGCAGGCUACAGCUGCUGCUGCUGUUGCUGCUGCAGCUGCCAGCAAGCUUGUUCCCCGCAGGCCAGCCAGCCCACGGUCAACUAGCGGCGGCCUAUCCCGCCCGCCGUAUUUCCCCAAGUCCUCCUCUUUGAACAACGCCCUGCCGUUGCCACCCGCUCGGCUGCUCUCCACGCUCUCUGUGAAAGGGUCCUCGUCUUCUGCCUCUGCUGCUAGCUUUGCUGCUUCUGCUGCUGCUGCUUCGGGUGAUGGCGCUGGCGCGGAGGAGGCAGCUGCUGCUGCCGCCGCUGCCGCUGCUGCCGCUGCGGCUGUUGCACGUGCCCCUAAGACAAGACCAGCAAUCGGAGUCCCAAUAUUUGGCAACUUUGAGGAAGCCGACGGGUUCUCAGCAGACUUCAAUCGGGCAAUCCUGAGCGAAGAGGAGUGUCUGAGCGAGGCAACGACUGGCAGCAAGUCCAGCAACCCCUUAGAAGGCUCCUCUGAUUCCUCCCGCAACCUCAUUCCCAACAGCAGCAGCAGUAUCUCUAGUGCUGCUACCAACAGCACUAUCACCAGCGGGCCCCUGACCAUGAUCGUGGGGUGCAGAGCUGCGAAGGCCAGCGUAGGUGCGAGCAGCAUUCCCACUGGAGCCCCAGGGCAAGCUUCUGGCCUUGGGCGGUUGAACUGGCUCAGGAACUGGCGUGGAAAGAUGGGGAUCAAGCUGAAGAGCCGGGCGAGUGUGAUCGGCGGUAGCGUGAGUGCAAGGAACAGUGUUGGCGGGAAACCUGGCGUGGGUGUAAGGAGUGGGAGGGUUGCUCCGAGUGUGGUGGAAACGCGGAUUGCUGCUGAGGUGGAGGAGCUGGUAGCUGCUGCUGAGCUGGCGGUGGAAGCAGUUGAAGUGGUUGAGGCAGAGGCAGAGAAAGCUGGGGAGGAGGCCGGCAAGGUGGGAGAUAAGCAGGAAGGAGAGGCAGUUAAGGAGUCAGAGAGCUGUGCAAAUGGAGAGGAAGACGGAUGUGAGGAGAAUCCGAAGCAGCCUCUGAGCUUGGAUGAUGAGGUGGUUGUAGCAGCAAGUGCAGAGGACGUUGGAGCAAGUGUUGCAGGUGCAGAAGCUGGGAGUCUGGGGAUUAACGGAGCUGGAGACGUAGCAGGCACAGCAGUAGCCUCGGCAGCAACAGCAGCACGAGCAGCAGAAGCUGAAGAAGUAGUGGAGCAUGUGAAAGAGGAGGACACAAUGGCAGAUGCUGUGGCUGCCGCACAGGCAGCAGAGCUCCAGACAGAAAACAAGAUAGGGAGAACCAGCACAGGGUCAGCACCAGGGUCCCCAGUGGCAACCUCUCGUGGGAAGGUAGCCAUGGCAAGGGCUGCUGCACGGGCACUGCUAGCUGCAGCAGGAGCAGCAUUGGUUGCAGGCUCAGCAACCAAAGAACGAGUGGGAAGGCGAUGGGAGCAGCAGCGUCAUGCCAUAGGGCACGCUGCACACGCUGUGCUGAGAAGGCGGCAGAGGGAACAGCAGCCAGAAAACUCCAAUGCAAAGGCAGAAGAUCAGGGCAAAAGGCUAGGAACAGGAGGUCUUGAGGAGUUGCGGCUGAACGACAAGGUUGUGAAUAGUGCGGUGAACCUUGUCUGA